This is a messenger RNA of Nicrophorus vespilloides, 1901 nucleotides long. RefSeq names its product hexokinase type 2. The coding region runs from base 210 to 1541 and encodes 443 amino acids. Gene Ontology annotation, biological process: glycolytic process; glucose 6-phosphate metabolic process; intracellular glucose homeostasis. Gene Ontology annotation, cellular component: mitochondrion; cytosol. The record is from RefSeq and is a predicted model, not a curated record. Gene Ontology annotation, molecular function: fructokinase activity; mannokinase activity; D-glucose binding. The transcript has 8 exons. Lineage: Eukaryota; Metazoa; Arthropoda; Insecta; Coleoptera; Silphidae.
CGUUCGAACGAGUUGGGAUCGCUCCAGUUUUUAAUCGUCGAGGUGACGUUCUAAUUGGCGAUUCAUCCAAAACAUAAGAAAAAAGAGAAGAAGUAGAUACUAAACGAGGAGAUACAGAUUUAGACGCGAUUUCGACGGAUCCAGAGUGCCACACACACACACACAUCUCAGACGCGCAGUAAACAAAACAAAAAAGAAACAUCAGAAUCAUGGACCCACAGAUUCAGGACAGAUGCAAGGAGCUGAUUCUCGGUGACGAUCAGCUGAAGGAGGUGAUGAAGAGGUUGACGGACGACAUCAACAAGGGUUUAGGAAAGAAGACCCACGCCGAUGCCAUCGUCAAGUGCUUCGUCACGUACGUGCAGGAUCUUCCCAAUGGAACAGAAAAGGGAAAAUUCCUUGCUCUUGAUUUGGGCGGAACGAAUUUCCGCGUGCUGCUGAUCGAGCUGGGCGAUAAUCACUUCGAGAUGAAGUCGAAGAUCUUCGCCAUACCGCAGCACAUCAUGCUCGGAUCCGGGGAGCAGUUGUUCGACCACAUCGCCGACUGUCUGGCGAAAUUCAUGAAGGAGGAGAAGGUGCAGAAGGAGAAGCUGCCGCUCGGAUUCACGUUCAGCUUUCCGCUGCAGCAGCUCGGAUUGACGCGCGGCAUGCUCGAGAGAUGGACGAAGGGGUUCAACUGUUCCGGAGUCAUCGGACAGGACGUCGUCCAGCUGCUGAAGGACGCCAUAGCGAGACGAGGCGACAUUCAGAUAACAGUGUGCGCGAUCUUGAACGACACCACAGGCACCCUCAUGUCUUGCGCUUGGAAAAAUCAUGAUUGCAAAAUUGGUCUCAUCGUCGGUACCGGCACGAAUGCGUGUUACGUGGAAAAGCAGAAGAACGCUGAGCUGUUCGACGGUCAGGACAACGGAUCGGGGAAGGUGCUGAUCAACACGGAAUGGGGCGCGUUCGGAGAUGAUGGCCAAUUGGAUUUCGUUCGCACGGAGUACGAUCGCGACAUUGACGAGCAUUCCAUCAAUCCCGGCAAACAAUUGCACGAGAAGAUGAUUUCCGGCAUGUACAUGGGCGAAUUGGCGCGUCUGGUGCUUCAGAAGUUGACGAAAGAAGGUCUCCUGUUCAACGGCAAAGGCUCGGAUCCGCUCUUCACCAGACAGAGGUUCUACACCAAGUACGUUUCGGAGAUCGAGAACGAACCGCACGGAACGUACAACAAUUGCAGGCAAAUCUUGGAGGAAUUGGGAAUCAAGCACGCUUCGGAGCAGGAUUGCGUGAACGUGCGUUACGUGUGCGAGUGCGUGUCGAGACGCGCCGCUCACCUGGUGUCCGCGGGCAUAGCCUGCUUGCUCAACAAGAUGGAUGACCCCACCGUGACCGUCGGCAUCGAUGGGUCCGUGUACAGGUACCAUCCGCACUUCCACAACCUUAUGGUCGCCAAGAUCUCGAACCUCGUCAACAAACACAUAAAGUUCAACCUGAUGCUCUCCGACGACGGUAGCGGACGUGGCGCCGCGUUGGUGGCGGCCGUCGCGUCGCGCAAAUGAUUUCUGCAAUCAUUAAUUUCAAGAGAGUCGAGUUCCUACGUCGUGUAAAUUGGAUUUUGUUCUAUAUCUAUUUCUUAAAUUAUUUAAAUUUUGUACAAAAUUUUUGCUAUCCUGAGCGGCUGCAUUUUCUUUCCAAUAUAUUUGUAUAAAUAUAAAAAGGCGCUCAAUAUGUAUAUUGUUCUAUUCGUUUGUUUGUUUGUUUGCGCGCCCACGAAAUUCUGUAGAUUUUAUACUUGUAAUUUGUUAAAAAAAAAAAUAUUCCACGUUUGUACAUAAUUGUAAUUUGAUGAUGAAGAAAAUGAAGGAGAGAUAUUUUAUAGGUAAAAGUGCUACCCGUGGAGAGUACUUAAUUAUUAUUUC